AUGCCAAUCACACAAAAUGAUACUGAAGUAAUUUUGACUCAUCCCGAUAAUGAUGCCACCAAUGUCAAGAUUUUGAAAUACGGUGCUACCGUGUUUUCGUGGCAGAUUAAUGGUCAAGAGCAACUGUGGUUAUCACAAGGUGCCAAGUUGGAUGGCUCAAAACCUGUUCGUGGUGGUAUUCCUUUGGUAUUUCCUGUCUUUGGAAAGAACACCGAUGAUGAGUAUUUGAGCAAAUUGCCUCAACAUGGGCUGGCUAGAAAUUCCACUUGGGAAUUUUUGGGUCAAGUGUCCGCCAACCCACCCACGGUACAGUUCGGAUUAGGCCCCGAGAUAGCCAAUGAAGAUCUGGUUAAAUUGUGGCCAAUGGACUUUUCUUUAGUGCUUACGGUGGAACUUGGCCCGGAGCACUUGAAAACAAGCAUUGAAGUGGAAAACACUUCCUCUACGCAACCUUUGAAAUUCAAUUGGUUGUUCCACACUUAUUUGAAGGUUAACGACAUUGAGGAUACUUUAGUGUCUAACUUAACCGGUAGCAAACUUUAUGAUCAAUUGCUCAAGGAGUCCUAUCUCGACAAGCAACCUGCUGUAACUUUCCAUGAAGAGUUGGACAGAAUAUACCAAAAUGUUGAAGGUGACAGGCUGAUUCAGGUGGUAGACAAGGGCACGCCUAUUCACACUGUUAAAAGGCACAACCUUCCCGACGCCGUUGUUUGGAAUCCCUGGAUCGAAAAGUCUAAAGGUAUGGGAGAUUUCGAACCUAAAUCCGGCUACAAGGAGAUGGUUUGUGUUGAACCAGGUCACGUCCACAACUUCAUCACAUUGAAUGCAGGUGAAAAAUGGGAUGCGUACCAGCUACUUUACAAAGACGAAUUAAAAUACCAAGUGGUUUAG
Molecule: messenger RNA, 891 nt
Organism: Lachancea fermentati
Lineage: Eukaryota; Fungi; Ascomycota; Saccharomycetes; Saccharomycetales; Saccharomycetaceae
Source: the annotation of a GenBank genome assembly